UAGCUAGAUGUAUAGAUCUAAAGAGUGUUGGUACGGCUUUGUCUUCGGUGGACGGACCUGACUAGCUGAGGCUCAGUGACUCAAUGGACUCAACUCAGGACUCAAUGGACUCUGCUUGAUUCGAUUCGAUUCGAUUCUUGUUGGAUUGGCGCCACACAUUCAGCAACCGUCAAAAAGCCAUGGCCAAGCAAAUUGUCCUUUUUCGUUGACUGUACAUGUAUCUAAAAGUAACAGCAGUUUCAAGCAUAGGAGGAUUCAGAGUCUAGUGUUCGUCUAUCAAGAUCGUCUCGAGAGAUUGAUGUUUGCGAGUGGAGAUCCUCGCCGUGUCAGUGGAACCGUUGACGGAAGUGCCACUACUUCUCCUUCGCUUCGGCAACCGCCACAGCAAGAGUCCUCCGUCAAGGCCAGUGUUUCUUCCAAGAGGCGCCAUGCAACAAUGACCGACUCUUCCUCUUCUUCCUCAGCCAAUUCCUCGACUUCAUCUUCAUCCGAGGAAGAAGAGGAAGGACCCGUCAAAGCCGUGGCACGAAAACCUGCCAAACCCAAUGGCAAGAGACGCCUCACACUGGAAGAUGACGAAGAAGACUCGUUGGUCGACACUGACGAUGAUGAUGAUGACGACGAUGAGCCCAGACGCGUCAAGGAUUCAACGGCAGAGGAUGAUUUUCUAGUCGAUACGGACGAUGAUGAUGAUGAUGAUGAUGAAAAUGACGAAGAAGACACGGAACCAUCAGACGACAACAAUAUGAAACAUAUACAUGAUCUGCCAAAAUUGACCAGAAAACCAAAACCAUCACCUACCACGAACUCACUCCAAAACGUUCAUCACCACGCUGAUGAUGACAUGCAAGAUGUGCAAGACAAAAAGGAAGGAGAUCCUGUGGCAGUCCAUGAUGAUGUAGAAUUCAUUGAUGAAGUAGAAUGGGCCUCUCCAGAUGAUGACAACUACAAUAACAACAGCAACAAAAAGAAUGCAGAACUGGCCAUGAAACCGAAAUUAGAGUCGGGAGAUCCCUGUGGGUGCACCGUCUCCUCCUUCGACGAAGACGAGUUCUGUCGUGCAGCAACCUACAAUGCAAAUGACACUGAAACAAACACAAAACCAAAGUAUCGAUACUGUAUAGACCCUUCCUGCAUCCUCUUCGCAUGUCAAGAAGAAUGCAGAUCAAACUGCGAAGCGGGACAAUACUGCGGAAACAAACGAAUACAACGCAAAGAAUGGAAACAAAUUGAAGUAUUCCAUGCCGGACCCAAGGGAAGAGGACUCAGAACACUAGAACACAUUCAAAAGGGAGAGUUCAUACUCGAAUACAUUGGACGCGCUGUAAGAGCAUCCUUCCUCUCUAAACUGUUCCACCGGUACAAACAGGAACGACGACUUUACAUCAUGGCACUUGACACAAACGUAUACCUUGAUGCACGCAAAAAGGGAAGUGUCGCACGAUACAUCAAUCACUCGUGUGAACCUAACUGCGUCGUGGAACGAUGGAAAGUCAGAGGCAUCAUACGAGCGGGAAUAUUCGCUACGAGGGAUAUACCAAAAGGUCAAGAACUCUCCUUCGAUUAUCAAUGGGAACGCAAAAAGGGAAGGGCACCCACAAAAUGCUAUUGUGGGGCAAACACCUGUCGGGGGACGCUCGAAGUACCAAAGUCUUUGGAAGAAGUAGAAUUCGAAAAAAUAUCGGAAGGACACUGGAAAACUGGAUCACGCACCGCUGGAAGAGAAAUCAUCAAUCGCAGCAUCCGAAUACUUUCCAAGGAACACGAACAGUACUUUUAUGCCGAUGUGUGCAAAUACGAUGAACAGAGCAAAAAACAUCUCGUCAUUUACAGACCAGACUGGGAAGAAGUAUGGGAGGAACUCGCUAAAGAAGAUUGGCAGGUACUGCUCGAUGAGUCCGAUGUCGGCGAUGAUGGUAGUGCCAGCGCUGGUGUAGGGUUUGGGUCCAUGUUUGCGGGAGCUCGGGAUUUUGUCAUUGCCAAAAAGGUACUACACAACCGCACAGCCGCUUCUCCGUCGUCAUCCUGGCAGAGGAGCUUCUUGCAAACGUUGGUGGCGUCGCCAAAUGCAAAGAACAGACCCGGGGGCGCCAGUCUUUUGGACAAAGUUGGGGCAGGGGACAGAGAUGCCAUUGAAGAACUCAAAGCUAUCAAACCUUACCUUUACGUCCAGACACCCAUCAAGGAAGCAUUCUGGGCGAAACACCUCAUUCAACGGUGCGAACGUAAUUGUAGAGUUUCCAUUGUGCCGAAACAAUUUGCGAGACCUCCGCUGGGACCAGACGCAAAUGAUCCGGACGAUGUCGAAAAACACAAGGCGCUAGACGAGUCCCUAGAUGGGACUGUAUGGAAACUUAGUAUUUCGGGAUACAACGUAGCAAAGGCGUGCACCAUUUUGGAGAAAAACGUCAUCUACUUGACCAAACAACAGCAACAACAACAACAAGCAGCGUCACUUGGGGAUCCAAAACUUCUUCCAGGGUCGGCCUCAAAGCCAGCCGGCAAGCUGAAUGUGGUCAUGGCAGCCAAUCGGGGGGGCACAGGACUCGGCAUAGCCGGGUUGACAGGAUUGGCCACCGGCGCGAGCACCAAGUCAAACGAUAAUCUACAAGAAGUUGUCAUCCCUCGAUGUGCCGUUGAUAACUUCAAGCGACGAUUGCCAUUUGUCAGGGAAAAAUGCCGCAGUGUCAACAUUUCGUUUGCUCAUUCGGAAAGCAAAAGCAAGCAAUUCGCCAAGCUUGUGAUGGAAGCAACCCUGCAGUCCGACAUGCACGCUGCCCGCGAGAACGUCUGGCUGCAUCUUAAUGAUGCAUGUGCUGAAGUGAAGGCGCCAAAGACACCCAACGAAAUAUUCUACCGUGAUCUCGGUUUCCUUGGUGGAGAAUUAACGAGAGAACAGUUUCAGUUGCUCCGACAAGACGAACCAGACAGGAUGAGUCAGGAUUGCCGAGAAGAUCUCCGAAAGUCGCCAUUUUUUGUGUCCUUCGAAAGCACGCAGCGCUGCACGGUUUGGGUACAGUCCGAAGAGGACAAGGGACGUAUCGAUGGAUCCAACAACAUUGUAGGCGAAGCGACGCCGUAUGCACCCAGGAAGAUCUUUUUUGGAUGCGAUCCCAAAGACGUCACCAAGCUAUGGGCGCUGAUGCAGACGAGAGCAUCGGAAGUGGCCCGAGGUGUCAAAUACCUUUAUCUUGGUGCUGACCGAGUGUAUCUCCCCUUUAUGAUUCAAAAUGGGGCCAAGUUCUUUGACUAUGUAAAGCGUGUCACAGGGGCUGCUGUGAUGGUCGAUCACAUGACUGGGGACCACUUGCGUAUCGAUGGACGUUCAUACCUCGCAAUUCACACUGCCGAUGUUAUUGACGUGGACAAGAGCUCUGCAGAUACGGAAAACGAAAGGGUACGGAGGGCAGAGGAAAUGAUUCGAUUGCAGAUCGAAAUCUAUCGGGAUCACUGCAUUCGACGACAAAAUUGGAUUUUUGGAAGGGACUGGACGCUGUCCAAGAUUGUGACCGCUGAAUAUGUGGCCUCUGACAGCAGUGGCGGCACCAGCAGCACACCAGUGAAAUCUGCUGCCGUUCCCUCGCGACAACAAUUCGACGAGAAGACAGUGUGCAAUUCAUGUCAAGAGAUUGCUGACAUCACCAUGGCACUCGGGACAACUGCAGGUUGCGGGGUUAGCGCUGCUCUCAUCUUUUACCGCUUCGUCACGAUCGUGUGCCAGCAGGACGACUUCGACACCCAACUUAAAGUGCGAGAGAUUGUGCUUGCCUGCAUCUUUUUGGCCAACAAAGCUCAGAAAGUUUCGAAGUGGAAGCGACUGGAGGAGGUGCUGAAGGCGGCUUACCAGGUCUUCUACCCUGGAGCUUCGUUCGAUGGCAGCAAGGAAGAAGUGCUGAUUUUGGCUGAUAAGGUCCAGACGGCAGAAUCUGAAAUUCUGACCCUACUUGACUAUGACGUGUUCAAUCGGGGAACGGACUGGAUAGUGGCCGCAGCUGUGGAAGCGGCCGGUUUCAAGGGAGAAGUGGCACAAGAUGCUCUCAAUGUUGCCUGUUGUGGCCCUGUGCUGGCAGCAGGUUCGUCGCUGUGGCUGAAGUAUGGCGUGGAGUACGUUUUUGCUGCCGCAGCAGGAUUCCUACAUUGUGAUAUUGACAAACUGUUUCCGGCCCUGGCACUGAUCCCGCUUAAAGUGUCACAGGCCGCAGAGAUAAUCGUAGAGUCAAUCAAGGUGAUCCCCACCAGCAAGAGAAGCUCCUCACACCCUCUUUUCGAAGAAGGGAAAGAAAAUCUGAAGAUGCAUCUUCCUCGGAUCAAGGAAAUCUGCGUCAAGUGCAUGGCAUCCUCUUUUGGACAACAAACCACGCCCACGACGUCCGAGGCUGGGCAGAGGUUUCGCCUUAUCGGCAGUCGCGAUUGUCGUCGCCACGCAAUCCAAGGUGUACCACGGCUGUUGGUGAAAGAUGUGAUACUGCCCGUCGUCGAUGGCGCCAGUGCAGAGAGCAAGUGCAAUAUCUACAUUGGAGACAGUGCAGUCCAAGACGCUGAUGACAUCGUACUUGAAGGUUCCUGGAGAGCUGUUGCCAUUGCCGAGCAUCUGCUCCGAGCCAGUGUCGCUAAUGUGCAGGGCAAUCCAUUGCCACCCUCUGUGGACAUUUCAGUCGAGAUUGAUGUGCUGAACAAAAACAAGCUGCAAGCAAAGGUCAAGCCGGGGUUGCUAAGCAUGAGCAGCAUCCUUUCUGGGGACGGUUGGAGUGGGACGAUUCAGUCGGAAGUUUCAGGUGGAUCCUCAUGGGGUCGAAAAACGGGUGGAAAAAUUUGCGUGCCAGGGAAGUUGGCAGCGUCCUCAUUACGAGAGGUUGGCUUGCGUUGGUGGGUCCCUCCUCAGCAUGGUCCCAGUCCAACGGGUUCAAUCUGUGACAUGUUCUUGAUCCGCUCCGACCCGCACGAUCUGCACGGGGGGCUUCAGCGUCUGACGCAGUCGUUCUCGGGCGAAUCAGGCUCGUUUCCUUUGCUCUGUGGCAGCAAGGAUGGUAAAAACGCCAUGAACGAGCGCUACGUGGCAGUGUCGCUACAACGCUGGCCAUCCGAAAAGGUGGAAACUCGAGAAUUGGAGAAAACGAAGAAAUCGAAAAAGUCCAAGCGGUCUUCCGGGUUGGGAAUGGGGUUUUCUGCGGCUGCUCUGCAAGAGAUGCAAUUGCUAAACGAGCUUCACAGCGUCAUUCCCUCACCACAAGGGCAUCCAAACUUCAUCUUACCUGUUGCGGUAGCGCUUCCACCAGACGAGGAGGAGGAAGAAGAAGAGCAACCAGAGAAGGACUCGUCAGACCCAGCGGCAGCCAGCUCACUCGCAGACGACAUUUUCUCCUUGUUUCGGACUAGCGAAGAGAAUGAAAAGGUGGCUAGACGGGAAAAGAAGCGGAAAGAGCAUCUAACUGGACCGCAUCUAGUCUUCCAGCCAUCUCCUUUUGUCCUGCAACGCUUCAUGUCUCGAAAGAAACGCAAGGGUACGAACGACGACAACGACAGCAGCAGCCCAGGGAUUGGUCCAGCAAUCUUUUCUUCCUGGUUCCACGAUUUGCUCUCUGCUCUAGUUCACUGUCACACAAAUCAUGUGGUAGUUCGAUCAUUUCAGGCGGAUCAGAUUGUCAUUGACCACAGCGGAGUGGCGAAACUGGGAGGCUUGUAUCGUGCGACUGUGAUAUCCCCUGAGGAUCGAAAUGUCACUUUUGACCCACUGAAAUUUGCGAGAGCGAACAAAAAAGACAAAAAGGAUCGCAAAAGCCGUGGGGAUGACGACGACGACGUGAGUGACCCCUAUAUUGCUCCGGAGAAUCUGUUUGGGUGCAGCAAGCGUACCAAGGAAACAGACGUGUGGUCACUGGGUUGCUUGCUUGCACACGUUCUGUUGAACAAAGCGCUGUUCUCUGGUCGAGACCGCCAGGCUCUCCUCAACAGCAUGUACAAGGUUGUUGGGACACCUGCGAGGGACAACUAUGAGAUUUGUGUCAAGUACCCCCACUAUUCUCGACCGCCCAAGAAGUAUAAACGUGGCGUGGAAAAGGCAAUCCAGCAUGUUUUGAAAGAGGAUAGUGAGAAGCAUGCAGGCGCCGUUGACUUGCUGGCGAAGAUGCUUCAUUUGGACCCGAGUCGACGUAUAACUGCGGUUGAAGCCCUGCGCCACUACUACAUGCUAGACUAUAUUGAGAACAGCAAUUCUGGGUCCUUUCGGCGUCGCUUUGUGGAAGAUUGGAUGUCUUUGAAGGGGAAAUUGAUGAAGUCUUCGCAAAGUCAGGAAGAUAAGGCGCUCGAGAGGGAACGUAAUUUGAAACGGAAGGCCGAAUUUUCAGCACUCGGCAAAGCCGCGGGCGCUGAACAAGACGAUGAUCUUUACAACCUGGAUGAGCUGUUUCGCUCCGCAGAGGCGUCAAAGAAGCAAAAGACGUGAUGAAAUUGGAUCCGUGAAGGCCUUACGGAAGGUUUCCCUCUUUGCCGGUGCCUUGCUAAAUGCUUACGACUAAUAAUUAUGAAUGCUCAGGAAGGAUUAACCGAAUGCCACGGUGCUGUACUGGUACGGUACCGGAAACUACGAGUAGUAGGUUGGAUUUGUCAAAAGGAAGGGACGGGAAGACUCAUUCCUCGUCUAUGGAUGCAAUUCAAAAUAAAAGCAGUCGGGUACUCGUACCACCAGCAUGUGGCUUUCAGUCUACAGUUAGCAAUUGUGACGACCUAAAAACUUAUGUAGCUAAGGUUGCUCAUUGAACGGGAAAUUGAACAUAAUUGAGUACAUUACUAUUGAAGAAACGGAGUUGCCAGCUUUAUCCGAUCAGUGUCGCUUUUUGUCUCUAGUGGAAGUUCCAGUGGUACCAGUGGUGCUCUCAGCACUGCCGUUGGUAUUCCACAGCAGCUUUUGUCGGACAAUGAACCAGAAAGUGGCAGCCGACAAGAGACCUCCACUGGAUUGCAUGGCCAGAUCAAGACUCCCCCCCAAAAGGUCUGCGAAUCCACCAGUGCAUGAUGCCCCCAACAAGAAUCCAACGUCCCCGCUCGUGCGCAACAUGGCAAUUGCUUGAGCUCGUUUGUCUUCGGUGACUUUAUCCGAGAUGUAUGCCAAUGGGGCCGUGGACAGCAUUGAGGAUCCCAACGCCCAGAAUCCCAAAGUACCUACGAAGAUUGGCCAGUUCUCUGGAGGGUUUGUCCAAAGUGGCAGGCUUAUCAUGGAUGCCGCAAUGACUGUGCACCCCCCCGAAAUGGCAGCAGCUUUUCCAAUGCGAUCUACCAAGUACCGUGCCAUCAACGGAUUACUGAGCACCUGGACCAAACUCAUGGACAUGUAUAUUUGACCGACCGCCCCAGCCGACAUUUCGAGUCCUGUUGGUGCUGGACUGGUGAGUAUCAGAGGCAGCAACGUCAUUUGUGACCCGCUCAGUGCAAACCAAUAGAACCCAUUCAUGAUCAUGACACUUCGAAUCUGGUCAUUGUGAAAGAGCGGGAUCCAUUGAGCCAAUGCAUCCUUGGCAGCUGUAGCCAAGCUGGUUGAAUCGUCCUUUUCUGUUUGGCUGCGGUUGUUUUCGUUGUUGCUGUUGUUGUUGUCUACCGGAGCAACGUUGCUAAUCUUGUCUUGCUGCUUUUGAUUUGUGAGUGGCAACUUUACCCAUGGCAAGUCGUGGAAAAGAUGCAACAAGGGUUGUUUUGGUGGUUUUGUUUCUUUCAGAAUGAUGCUAUUGAGUAUUGCCACACCCAGAUACGAUGCGCCCACCAUGGCGAAAGUGUUCUGUAGUCCAACCUGAUCGACCAUGGUCCCUCCCAAAGCAGGUCCCAAGGCAGUCCCUGCGGCAAAAGCUGACACGAUGGGUGACAUGGUCGUGGCUCUAUUGAGUGGGGUGGAAACAUCAGUGACCAUGAGUUGUGAGGCUGUGGUGAGUGCUGCCACUCCCGCGCCCGUUAGAAGUCGACAUAGAUAUAGUUCCCCAAAGGAUCCAGCAAAGCCGAUACCUCCCACCCCAAAAGCAAUAAGAACCAACGAGUAUGUCAAGUAUGGUUUUCUUCCAUGUCUCUCUACGAGGAUUGCACUUGGGAUAUUGCUGGCCAUUUUGGAUAGCGCGAAGGCACUGACAACGGUUCCAUAUUGUCCUGGUGUGAGUUGUAGUGCUUCUACGACGAAAGGCAUUGCUGGAAGGACCACGCCAACACUGGUUCCCACUAAUAGAAUGGAUGCUGUAAUGGGCCACAUUCGUUUCAUGUCGACUGCUGUAGCCAUUUCUGUGAGGGUUUGUACGAACUGAUCUUUUGAAACGGUGAUACCGGCCGGGCCAUUCUCGUUAUUGUUGCCGCUUCCUCUGCUGUGGUUGACAAAGACCUGAAGAAAUCGUUCAGCGUCCUGUUGUGCAUAUUCCAGUCGUUGUUCUUCUGUGAAAUCAGUGUCCUGAAUGUGGACGUUGUUUUGGUUGUCAUUGACGAUCUGAUUUUGAAUUUGUGCCAACCUAUCCACCAAGAAAGCCUGAAUCUGUGUUUUAUCGAUAACAUCAUCUUGAUCAUGAGUGAGCCUUAAGCUUGAAAAAGUGCUGAUGGUGCGAAAAGCAAGGUUCAUUUCAUCUGGAGAGAACGAUUGCAGCUCCAAAUACUCAUACAAUCGAGCACGAUCCAUGACUCUUCCUCGCCUACUCCUACUUGUACCAGGACCCAAACUAUCGGUUCCACUGCCGCUGCUGAAUGAUCGCAGCACACUCCAUGGGAGCUUCCAUCGGCUACUACAUGUAUGCAAGGCACUCUCGGAAAGUCUUCGUACUGGAAUCAACAGUCUGCUUCUUCGUUGUACCUGAGCUACACGCACCGGUAGGAACGGACGCCUGCUCGAAGCAGCCGCAACAAGGUUCAUCAUCUUCAGUUCGUACGGUACACCCUCAUCAAUCAUUCACAAACACAUGUGGCACAGUCGGUACUAGCUAGUACCCUCGACUGCAACGGCAUGAUGUGCGUAGAUGAUGUGUGGAGAUGGUGCGGGAUUAAAAUCAUUCGCGUUCUGAAGACGCCUUCAUGCCGCAUGCUGGGAGGGCACCAUGCUCCUGUAGCUAGCUAGCUAGUACUGGUACUGUACAAAUGUAGAGCUGGCUAGCUAGAAGAGGGAAGCGGAAAAGAUUGGGCUCCCGAAGGAGGGGGUUAUCUAUUAUACCGGCAGGGAAAAACUAUAUGGUUGGUUGGUUCUUCCUGGCCUUCAAAGUAAUGAUAGAGCACGUUGUGUCCCUUGGCCUUGCUGCUGCUGCCAAUAAGCCCUGCCGAAGCCAAACUGUUGCAUCGUUUCUUGGAGAGCUGCGAAACCAUUGAUCUCUUUGGCACCUUUGUGUGUGGUUUUAUAGCUGGUUCUCGCCACGGGGGUUCACUCAUCCUGCCUAUGCUGGUGCUCUGCUGAUAUCGUAGCCCUGAUGCCCUGCAGAUAUCGUAGCCCUUCUGUUUUAGCUAGCAGAGCAGUCACAAAGGAA
Molecule: messenger RNA, 9473 nt
Organism: Seminavis robusta
Lineage: Eukaryota; Bacillariophyta; Bacillariophyceae; Naviculales; Naviculaceae
Source: the annotation of a GenBank genome assembly